This is a messenger RNA of Cladophialophora psammophila CBS 110553, 837 nucleotides long. RefSeq lists its product as uncharacterized. The record is from RefSeq and is a predicted model, not a curated record. The transcript has a single exon. Gene Ontology annotation, biological process: fatty acid beta-oxidation. Gene Ontology annotation, cellular component: mitochondrion. NCBI's taxonomy places the organism in Eukaryota, Fungi, Ascomycota, Eurotiomycetes, Chaetothyriales, Herpotrichiellaceae. The coding region runs from base 1 to 837 and encodes 278 amino acids. Gene Ontology annotation, molecular function: enoyl-CoA hydratase activity.
AUGGCAGGCUCAGCUCACGGCGACAUCCCUCUCACGACAAUCUCGUUUUCUCAACGCCCAAACGGCACUGUCGCAACGGUGACCGUCUCGAACCCGAGGAAGCUAAACAGCUUAAACACAACUGUCCUCGAUGCCUUUCUCUCUUGUGUCCCUCCACUCGCUCAAAGAUCGGAUCUGCGUUGCGUAAUUGUGACCGGAGGACUUUGUUCGGUUGGUCAGCAGGCAUUUAUUGGAGGCGCCGACAUCUCGGAGAUGAAGGACUUUUCCAACGCCGAAGCUGGCCGGACGUUUAUUAACAAGCUCCAUUUGGCUUGCAAAGCGCUGCGGAACCUGCCCGUCCCGGUUAUUGCUCGUGUCAAUGGGCAUGCUCUUGGGGGAGGCCUGGUCGUGAUGGCCUCGGCGGACUUGCGCAUCGCUACGUCGGACGCUCGUUUUGGGAUGCCUGAAGUGCAACGAGGUGUGCCCAGCACAAUUGAAGCGGCGAUGCUACCUGCGCAGAUUGGCGCCGCGAGGGCUCGGAGGCUUCUGCUCCUGGGCGACACGAUCUCAGCCCAGGAGGCGGAAUCUUGGGGCCUGGUCGACAAGGUCGUCCAAGCUGAUCAGCUGGACGAAGCCGUGGAAGAAUGGGUAGACAGGCUGCUAAAGAACGGACCCCGUGCCCUGCGCAUCCAGAAAAAGCUUUUUGCGAUGUGGGAACAGGUUCCACUGCGAGAAGCAAUCGAGGCAGGAGUAUGGGAAUUCGGUACACCUUUCGAGGCGGAAGGUUUCGAGGCAGAGGGCAGGAGGAUGAUGAAUGAAUUUCAGAUGCAGAACAGACAGAGGAAAAGUAGGCUCUGA